Molecule: messenger RNA, 721 nt
Organism: Austrofundulus limnaeus
Lineage: Eukaryota; Metazoa; Chordata; Actinopteri; Cyprinodontiformes; Rivulidae
Gene: zdhhc1
Product: zDHHC palmitoyltransferase 1
Biological process (GO): protein targeting to membrane; peptidyl-L-cysteine S-palmitoylation
Cellular component (GO): endoplasmic reticulum; Golgi apparatus
Molecular function (GO): protein-cysteine S-palmitoyltransferase activity
Source: RefSeq, a predicted model, not a curated record
GUACAAGGCUAGAAUACAGCAGCAUCGACCGACGGUCAGCAGCAGUAAAUCAGCUAAGCUAACAGGCUAGCAGUUGUUAAAUAAUUAAAAGGCACAUUUUAAGCAAAAUAACAAAGAUAAAAUCAACGUGUAAGUGCGGCCUUGGUUCACUGACUGCGGUUCGGGUUCGGUUAGCUGGCGGUGAGAUGGUAGCGCUGGUUCCGGUUAGCAGCAGCUAGCUAACAGGCUAACCGAGGAGCUGCUGAUAAAAUCAUCAUUUUCCUCCGGAGCUCCGGGCGGUCCUCCGGGGACACCUGCGUCUACUGCCGGGAUGGAUGUGAGCUAACAGCCGGGGCAGGGCCAGUCUGUGCUCUGCGGUCACCGGUGUCCUCCCUCCGGAGCGCAGCGCGCCUCCACGCCGCCGCUCCGACCCCGAGCAUCCCGGAGGAGAUGAGGAGCGAAGGGCCGAGCAGCAUCCCGAGUCCCGCUAACCGGAGCUAACCGGAGCUAACCAGGGGCCCAAAAUCGAAGCACUGCAGCGUUUGUAACAAGUGUGUGGCCAACUUCGACCAUCACUGCCGCUGGCUCAACAACUGUGUGGGCAGCAGGAACUACAGGUUUUUCCUGCAGAGCGUGGUUUCGGCUCUGCUCGGGGUCUGUCUGGUUCUGGUCUUCUCCUCCUACAUCUUCAUUGAGUUUUUUCUGGACCCGUCCAAACUCCGCUCCGACAAACAUUUCCUGG